UGAUGUUUAGGGAUUGUUUUCUUCAUUGAUUUUUGCAUCAGAAAAUGGCUUCCAGAACCACUGGAACGCUGAUUCUGGCGUGUAUGUUAUGGGUUUUCAUGCUUUGCGCAACCAUUGCAUUCUUUCAGCUCAAAUUGGUAGAGAAAGGAACGGACAACGGUUCUUCUCAGAACAAGUUCAUCACAACUCAACAUCAUCUUCCAGAUACCCCAUUGGGCGAAGAUUUGGAGGAUGUGACCCACAAGGUGUAUUUUGAUAUAGAGAUCGAUGGAAAAUUAGCGGGUCGCAUAGUCAUGGGCCUUUUUGGGAUUACGGUACCGAAAACUGUAGAAAACUUUCGAGCACUUUGUACGGGAGAGAAAGGGAUGGGAAGAAGUGGGAAGCCUCUUCAUUAUAAAGGGAGCGCAUUCCAUAGGAUUAUACCGAGCUUUAUGGUCCAGGGGGGUGAUUUCACCCGUGGUGAUGGAAGAGGUGGAGAAUCAAUCUAUGGUGAUAAGUUUGCUGAUGAAAACUUCAAGCUGAAGCAUACUGGGCCAGGAUACUUAUCGAUGGCAAAUUCUGGGCAAGACACCAAUGGCUCCCAGUUUUUCAUAACAACAGUCAAAACCAGCUGGCUGGAUGGACGACAUGUUGUAUUUGGAAAGGUACUUUCCGGGAUGGACGUUUUGUACAAGAUUGAAUCAGAAGGAAGUGAAAGCGGCUCGCCCAAAGUCAAGGUUGUCAUAUUAGACAGUGGGGAAUUAACUUCAUGACAUUGUUUAUAUAAUAAGUUGAGACUGAUUCUACUACAGUAACUACUCAGCUUUUCCCUCUACCAUGAUUCACAAAUUCUUUGUGUAUACUUUUAUCAUAUAGUAAAUAAACAAAAUUUGCAGACUAAAAGUUUGUAUUCAUGUAAUUUUUCUAUUUUGCUUGUCUAGACAUCAUGAUGAAGAAUGCUAU
Gastrolobium bilobum is the source of this 942-nucleotide messenger RNA. Its product is annotated as peptidyl-prolyl cis-trans isomerase CYP19-4-like. NCBI's taxonomy places the organism in Eukaryota, Viridiplantae, Streptophyta, Magnoliopsida, Fabales, Fabaceae. Gene Ontology annotation, molecular function: peptidyl-prolyl cis-trans isomerase activity. Bases 45 to 752 code for a protein of 235 amino acids. The transcript has 7 exons. Gene Ontology annotation, cellular component: intracellular membrane-bounded organelle. Gene Ontology annotation, biological process: protein peptidyl-prolyl isomerization; protein folding. The record is from RefSeq and is a predicted model, not a curated record.